CCGUACGGCGCGCCGGGAUGCGGCCGGCCGUGCGCUCGCAUGGACGAGGGCGCUGAGUCCCGCGCAGAGCACGGCUCGCCGGCUGCACGCUGUGCCCUUGGGAAGAAGAGAGAGCGUUGUCUUGUGUAGUGCUUGGCUGAGCCCCUCCUGAGUGCUCCCUGUGCAAACGACGAUGAUCACGUUCAUGAACAACUCGGACAGUGAGGAUGAGCCCUGUAAUGAGAGAACAUCUCUGAUGUCUGCAGAGAGCCCUCCAGUACCUUCCUACCAGGAUGGUCUGCAGGCCUCAGAAACAAGGGAAGCACAGACACAUAGGAAGAGGCAAACGGGUAGCAGCCGUAGCCCAAACAAUGUUGCUGAUGAGGAUGCGUCUGACUCGGAUGUUCGAGUGAGGGAGAGUGCCUUGGAAAAUGAAGAGGAGGAACUGACUCUGAAAUAUGGAGCAAAGCAUGUAAUCAUGCUUUUUGUGCCUGUCACCCUUUGUAUGAUUGUUGUCGUCGCCACCAUAAAGUCAGUGCGCUUCUAUACGGAGAAAAACGGGCAGCUGAUCUACACCCCUUUCAGUGAGGAUACCCCAUCUGUGGGCCAGCGUCUCUUGAACUCGGUGUUGAACACUAUCAUAAUGAUCAGCGUCAUCGUUGUAAUGACUGUGUUCUUAGUUGUGCUUUAUAAAUACCGCUGCUAUAAGUUCAUCCAUGGUUGGCUAAUCCUGUCCUCUUUUAUGUUGCUGUUCCUCUUCACCUACAUAUAUCUCGGUGAGGUGUUGAAGACAUACAAUGUGGCCAUGGAUUACCCCACGGUUAUCUUAAUCAUCUGGAAUUUUGGAGCUGUUGGAAUGAUUUGCAUCCACUGGAAAGGUCCCUUGCAGCUCCAGCAAGCAUAUCUCAUUAUGAUCAGUGCUCUGAUGGCAUUAGUUUUUAUUAAAUAUCUACCUGAGUGGUCAGCAUGGGUGAUUCUAGGUGCAAUCUCUAUUUAUGAUCUGAUUGCUGUUCUCUGUCCUAAGGGGCCACUGAGAAUGCUAGUAGAAACUGCACAGGAGAGAAAUGAGCCCAUUUUUCCUGCAUUAAUAUAUUCCUCUGCCAUGAUAUGGACAGUUGGAAUGGCAAAACCAGACACGGCAGCAAAAGGACAAAGCCAACAGAUGUGGGAUGCAGAAGAUGGGAGAGAGAACCACAGUAGCACUUCACAUUCAGACUCCCAGAUUUUGGACACAAGGAGCCCUGCUCCCAGCCAUCCCAUCACUUCAGAGGAAAUGGAAGAGGAGGAACGAGGUGUGAAACUGGGCCUUGGAGACUUCAUAUUUUACAGUGUGCUGGUUGGGAAAGCAGCUGCCACACCUAGUGGAGACUGGAAUACUACACUGGCCUGCUUUGUGGCCAUUCUCAUAGGUUUAUGUUUAACUCUCUUAUUACUGGCUGUUUUUAAGAAAGCACUACCUGCUCUUCCCAUCUCCAUCACCUUCGGCUUGAUCUUUUACUUCUCAACAGACAACCUUGUGCGACCGUUCAUGGACACCCUGGCCUCCCACCAGCUGUAUAUUUAGAAGAAGUGGGAGUUGAAGAAUUCUUUUUAAGCUUUGCAGUGAAGUAUGGUACACUGUUUGGAAUAAGUCAUAACGUUUUUCACCUAGUGCCAUAUAUUUGUAAGGAAAACAGUAACUCUGUGACAUGAUGUGUACUAAAAAGCUAGCUACGUGUUAAGCUGAACUUUUUCACAGGACUCCUAACUCUCGGACUCCAAUGGAAAGCCUAGCUCAUUGCAGAUGUCAGAGCAUUACUUAAAUGUUAUUUAAUGUGCGAACUGGUUCUAAAGAGCAAGGAAACCUGUAUGUAGUGCGGGGUACUGGAGAGAUGAAGGGUCUGAUCUCUGCUUCCAGAAGCUCAGGCGUUCUAGCCUUGGAAUUGCAGUCAAGUUUUGCUGUGCUCUGGAGUUUUUAGCAUUUCAGACUUUUGAAGUGUUGUGUGCAUGUGUAGGGAAAGUCAGUCUUGCUUGUAAUUAGAAAAGCACAGCAGUAUGCAGAGAACAGAGCAUCACACCUCGUCGUGAGCACUAAACUGAUGUGUGAUGCCGAACUUUAUAAGCUGGACUGCAUAAUUGCCCCAGUUGUCUCUCUUUGUUCUGAGCCUAGUGAGACAUGGCUGCCAUGGUUCUAGAUGGGAUGUCAGCAGUAGGAUGUCUGAACAUCAGGCUUCUGUUUCUGCGUGCAUCCCCCUGGGCAGCCAACAGCUGAAGGCAGGGCUGACUGUUAAGCAGAUCGGAUCCUCAGCGUGGAAAUCAUUGCACAGCUCCCAGUAAAUCAGUUGACCUGUAACUUCUUCUGUGUACCUCUGGUCUCAUUUCUGUACGUUGUCAUAACUAUUCCACAGGAGGACUUACCUUCCCUCUAUGAAGAGGUCCUCUGAUGCUGACUGAAGCUUGGUUUACCUUUUUUGGUACUGUUAUUUAAAGAGCUUUUAUUACAAAUUUUAAAAUAGCUAUUUAAUGUAAAAGGAACUCUUUUGAAAAUACUGUCAUAAUUUGUAUCAAAAUAUGGGGGUGCAAACACCAAUUUGCUGUGACGUUACGUAAGGCACCACUAAUGCUGGAAAUGUUGACACAGCCUCAAGUGACUUCAUUUAAAAAAAAAAAAAAAAAAAAAAAAAAAAACACAAAAAAUCACAUUGUGUUGCCAGUAAAGAAAAACAGGUCUGACUCUAUCCUUACUAGUUAUUCCUUCCAGUUAUUACUUAAUCACUGUUUUCCUCCAGAUUUUAAGAACAUUUUAUUUCUACUCUGAGGGUCGUUUUUAGCAAUAGUUCUGUGACUUCCUUUUUUCUUCUUACACGAGUGUGUAACAAACAAGCUCUGUUUUCUUUGACAGCUGAUCAGUAUCAGCGUUUAAAACUGAAACAUAAUGCAGGGCUUUUUGAACAAUGCACUGUCACUGAGAGAUACAGAACUUCAGGUCUGAGAAUCCUUUUUAGAUAAGGCUUUGAAGUAUGCCUUUUUAAGAUAAUGUUUUUUUUCCAGUAGACUCCUUCAAGCUAAUCUACUUUUUGAUAUUUUAACAAGAACAUCAGGUAGGUGCUUCAAACAAAUCUUUAAAAAGCACGUAAGGUGUUUUGAGUGGUGUGUCUUAGUUUGGACAAGUACAUAAUUUUUGCUCUUGGUUUAGUUUGCUGUUCUUACUACUUAAAUUUGCAAUGUUUGAAUGUAAAAUUUGCAGACAACUAAUUAUUACUGAUAGCUAUUUUCCUUUGGAAACAAACUGUCUGCUUGUUUUUUAAGGUUUAUAUAAAUUAGUUGUUCUUUUUCUUUUUAACAAAAACAGUUAUGGGGCCAAAUCAAAAUACAAUCACUUGCAAUCAUGAUUUUAUAUUUUAUACUGCAUGGUGUAGAUGAUGUGAAAUACUUUAUAUAUAAGAAAAAAUCCUGCUUGGCUUAACAGGGCUGUAGCAUAUUGUUAUAAGUAAUUUAUUUUUCUGAAAUUAAGUUGAUAUAUGAAGGAAACUGGGUGGAUCCUUCUUACAGAAGUAUCAUUAAUAGAGCUUGAGUUCUAUGUAGAUUUGUGCUUACAAUGACUGGCCCCUGAGCAAAUUCUGCAUAACUUAUAAUUUAAAAGGUGACUGAGCAAUGGAUUCUGUCAGUGCAACUAAAUGUACUUGCUUGGUGAGUAAAGGGGUAUAUUGUGUGUGCAUAUACUGGAGUGGUUCUAACUGUGUAAACGUUUAUAUGUAUUUGCUAAUAUGUAUUCACUGUGAGUGUGUGUAUAUGUAUGUAUAUACACAUACAAGAGUUUUAAAAUGA
Tympanuchus pallidicinctus (lesser prairie-chicken) is the source of this 3786-nucleotide messenger RNA. It is a transcript of the gene PSEN2, whose product is annotated as presenilin 2. The transcript is spliced from 11 exons. Gene Ontology annotation, cellular component: neuromuscular junction; ciliary rootlet; nucleus. Lineage: Eukaryota; Metazoa; Chordata; Aves; Galliformes; Phasianidae. Bases 173 to 1543 code for a protein of 456 amino acids. The record is from RefSeq and is a predicted model, not a curated record. Gene Ontology annotation, biological process: protein processing; amyloid-beta metabolic process; Notch receptor processing. Gene Ontology annotation, molecular function: aspartic endopeptidase activity, intramembrane cleaving.